UGCGCUGGGUUAUAUACAAUACGUGUUGUCGCGUCUCCGCUGUCUGACCGACGAUCGGCGUUUUGACGACGCUACCAGCAUGACCAAGGUGGAUUCCAGCAAGUACAUGGAACUGUCGACGAUCGGGGAACAAGUAUUCGCCGCUGAGUUCAUCGAAAAACGUCGAAUUCGCAAAGGUCUUGUUGAAUAUCUAGUAAAAUGGAAAGGUUGGUCAAGCAAAUACAGCACAUGGGAACCGGAAUCAAACAUUCUCGACGCCCGGUUAUUGCAGGCGUUUGAAACACAGCGACAAGCUAGAUUGCAAGUUCGAGGUUUCCGGGGAAGAAAACACAAGAGUCGUAUUUAUAACUUUAACAAGUUCUCUUUACGACAGAGAAAUUACAAAGACAAAAUAGAUGUGAAGAAAUGUUCCGAGGAAGAAGACGAUGACGAUGAUGACGACACAGAAAUAGAGGGUUCAGACAAUGACGUCGCACAUUGCAGCAAUAUUCGACAUGGUGCUAGGAAAAAAAUGAAAAUGAAUCAUUCGCGGAAUGUAUAUGAGAACACUGAUGAUUCGAAUCACGGGCAUAUGGAUUCGGGCGAAUCCAUAAUCCAUAAUAAUAACAACAAUAAUGACGUGGACCAUAAAGACGGGAAAAUAACAGACACCAUGAAUGGCAAAACAAGCAGAAACGAAUUGUCAAAAGGUUCAACAAAAUCAUCGCGUCUUUGCAGUGUUAUUAGAUCGACAGAUAGUCUCAAAUUAACAAUUGUUGCCACCGAGAAGUCGCAAACUAACGAGAAGUCAGAACGCAAGUAUUCCCCUCUGCAUACGGACAAACAAAAUGGAUGCAAUAGGAAUUUUCAUUAUAGCGGCGAUAGUGGUCAUGGAAACGAGGUGAGCCAACCAAUCGCAUUCGAGCCACCUUUGACACCAAUAUCGGAAGAAGACUGCGUUAAAAACGAAAGGCUGGAUGCACAGAAUGAGGCACCUACAACAAGAAAUGCGGGAAGUGACGUCAGCAGACCGAAGUUCUUUGAUUAUUAUGGUGGCUUUGAAUAUAUCGACUGGAAGCCAAAUGUACCCAGCAAUGACGUCACGGUAACGGACGUAACAGCGCAAGACGUAACGAUCACUAUCAGAGAAAACGCCACCGGCGUUGCUUUCAUUGCGACGAAAUGACCUACCGUGCAAUAUGGCCUGGCCUUGACAUAUUGACGAGUAUCCAUAAUGUGAAACUGUUGUUACAACAUAUGGGAGGAUCGUUUUGUAACUGGUGGUGUUAAUUCUGAAGAUUCUGUCGCAUUUGGGCGAUAUAGGGUGUUGGGGACGGGGUGAACAAACUAUGCUUGUAUAUUUCAUACAGUAUUCAUACUUUAUUUUACAUAUUUCAAUACUCACGUGUACGUAGAAAACUUGGAAAUAGACUCGAAUGGAUGGGAUAUUGUAUAAAUAAGUAUUAAAGUGAAAUAUUAAACAAAUAUAAUAAUAUGCA
Molecule: messenger RNA, 1478 nt
Organism: Saccoglossus kowalevskii
Lineage: Eukaryota; Metazoa; Hemichordata; Enteropneusta; Harrimaniidae
Biological process (GO): negative regulation of transcription by RNA polymerase II
Cellular component (GO): PRC1 complex; chromatin
Molecular function (GO): chromatin binding
Source: RefSeq, a predicted model, not a curated record